GGGCUGUCAAAUGACAGGCGCAAGAGCCGCUUGUUUAACUGUUAAUGCUGAAAAAUAGGAAACUCCUCCCUACCGAAAGCACGCGUAAUCUGCCUUCUCACCGAAAUGGUCUCAUGGAUUAUCUCUAGACUUGUGGUGCUGAUUUUUGGCACGCUAUACCCAGCCUACUCGUCAUACAAAGCUGUCAGAUCCAAGGAUGUGAAAGAAUACGUGAAAUGGAUGAUGUACUGGAUUAUAUUUGCACUUUUCACCACUGCAGAAACAAUCACGGACAUAUUUAUUUGCUGGCUUCCUUUUUACUAUGAGUUGAAGAUAGCCUUUGUGGUGUGGUUACUGUCCCCUUACACCAAGGGAUCCAGUGUGCUGUACAGGAAGUUUGUCCAUCCUACGCUGUCCUCCAAAGAGAAGGAUAUUGAUGACUAUCUGUGCCAAGCCAAGGACAAGAGUUACGAUGCUCUGGUGCACUUUGGAAGAAAGGGGCUGAAUGUUGCAGCCACAGCUGCUGUGACGGCUGCUGCCAAGGUCUCCCACCUGCUUGAAAUAGUCACAUGCAGGGACUUUACUUUAUACCAGGGCCAGGGGGCAUUGUCAGAGCGGCUGCGCAGCUUCAGUAUGCAGGACCUGUCCUCCAUCCACCAGGAAGCUCCUCUGAAGAGCAGUGCAUCUGCCCCAUCCCGACCCACGGCAGGACACCCAAGGGCCCGUGCUCCUACACGCAGCAACUCAGAGUCCGGUUCCAGCAAGGGCUGUGCCAACUGUGGACACUGUAGUGUUCUGACAGGGCAUCCAGGGGAAGACUUUGACAUGAAUGAGUACGAGGUGUUGAGCACAGAACAGUGUGACGAGGAGAUGCGGUUCUUGCCUUUUGAGCCCUCAGUGCCCGCAACAAAUCCUGAUACCACUGCGACCCUCCAAACCGUACCCAUUUUGGCCCCAGGGGUAGAGGUGGAGGACAAGUGGGAGAAGGAGGACUCACGGGCCAGUGCCCCACAGCUCAAGCUGGUAAAGAGGAGGGCGCCUGAGCCACCUCCUAGAGUCCUGAGGCUCCGGCCCAGAUCAAAGGGUACUCAGUCUGCGAACAGUGCAACCAUGUGAAGGUGUGAAGCCAUUGGACGCAGUCAAUCAAAACACUCCCAGAUCGCUUAUCUGCCUUAAUAAAGACAAAAGAGAAAUGACGAAAAAAGCGCCGCUACAUUUCAGAAGGAACUGAAGAAGCCUGAAGAUGUCCUGCUGGUUUAGUGUCCCUUGGAGAGAACGUCUCCCUGGUAAUUUAUCUGCAGGGUUCUUUCCUUCUUUGCAUCAUUCAUCAUCUGAAGCAUUUUCUUUUUGUGUGUUUUUCUUUUUGUAAUGUGCCAAUAUGAAUUGUUUGUCAUUUUUCUUGACACAUGCGUGUCUGUCUGAAGUGUCAGGCCAGUUUCAUAAGUGACAUGUAGCACAAGGCCAUGUGGUGAUAUGAUUCUCAUGACAGAAGAGAUCAUCUGGAGUUGGGGGUGGGCAACAGGUUUAAAUAUAUUGGUAACAUUAUUUUCAUUUUCAGAGCAAAUACAGUAUUCUUAUUGUGUGCCCAAAAUAUGUUUCCUAUUACUUACAAUGAUAUUUCUAUGCUAUUUUACAAGGAAUACCUUUUUUCUCACACAUGGUCAACUUCUGGUCAAUUGUGGUCACUGCUUGUGCUCUGCCACUUGUGAAAAGUUAGAGGUGUGUUCUAUUUUCAAUUAAGACAUGUUAAUCAUCAUCAUCUAAAUUUACUGGUAAUGCAUUAAAUCCCGUAGUAAAUCACAGCUUAUAACCCUCAACAGUCAGAAAUUACCAUACAUACAAAAAAAAGUAAAUAUUUAAAGCGCAUAAAAAUAUACAGCAUGUGUUAUUUCCAAAACAUCCCUUCCAUAUACAUAAUUUAUGUUGUAAAAUAACAUGCUGUCAAAUACAAUUAGCAAUAUUUGCAUUCAAGAUUACAUUUUGACAUGUUAUUCUUCAUAAGGGGCAUAUGGAAUGAAUUUAGAUAAAUUAACUGAAUAUAACAUUUACUUAAUCUGACUAAAGUACAAUUUGGUGAAAUAUAUGGUAUUCCUUGAUAAAAUGGCACUAUUAAUGUCAAAGUCAGUAAGAGAAAUGUACUAAAUGCAAAAACUUGGCAUGUUGAUUUAUAGGGAAAAUGUACGAUUAAAUUAUGUCAAAGAGCAUUGUCUAUGUAUUAAUUGUUAUUCAUUAAUGUUGGUGUUUAAACACUCCAUUGCAUUUACCUAAUUCGGAAAACUAUGACAGAAAAUAAUAUAUUGCUCUUUGGUGGUUAAAUUAUAAUUAUGGAUAUGUACUGUAGCUUGUAAAUAUUAUUAAAGUGAUGGCUUAGUAAUAUUUAAGACCAUAUAUUUACAGUAACUGACUAAAGGUUAUACAUUGCAAUACUAUAUGAAGGCUUUGAGCACUAGGCCCACAUUGUCAUGGCAACCUGAGUCACAACACAGUCAGCAUUUCAGAUGGACUAUACUACCUCCAGUAAUACAAAUAUCCAUCACCAAAUAAGAUGGCUGGCACCUGAGUUCUCUCAAUUGCUAGUAGGUUCCACUUGGGAAAAAGGAGGUUCAGGUGCUGUGUGGGCUGCUUGACUAGCAAUAGAUACUGUUUUAUUGUCUACAUAAAUAUGUAUAGUGAACUAAUGAAUCACAACACUUAAAUGAUGGCAGAGACAGAAAUUUUCACAAAGAACAUGGAGCUGACAAUCUGGUUAUAGUCAGAAGUUUGGGUCUUUUCCCAUAUACUACAUGUGAGGAAUAAUCUUGGUUUUGUGCACAAAGCCAAAGAGAUUGGGAUACGGAUAUUGAUCCCUUUGCUUUUCAGAUGAAAAAGCUCAAAUGUAGAGAGUCAGAGGACUGUGUCACACUACACAUUUGUUGGCACAAAUAACUUCUGUUAAUCAGUGCAAUGCAUAAUUUAUGUUUGGCCCAACAAUAAUUUAUGUUUGGAAGGGUCCCCUCAAGAAAAAUUGUUUUGAAAUGCAUCAGAGUUAUUGGCACACAUUUCUUUUCCUAAUUUCUGUGGAAUUUCUGUGACCGCUAAGAUAAAUUAAAGUACUGUUUUGUACAGCAUGACCUCAGGCCCUCCCAUGUUUCAAUAUUUCAAUCCUGUGGUAGUGCAUUUGGCUAUGAUCAAAUCCAUAGAUAAAACUUAUAUCAAUAACUAUAAAAGAAAACUGAACACUAAACACAAGAAAUGAGAAUUAGCAGGGAUUGUCUAGGUAUUUAAAGAGGCAUGUCUAUAGAAUAUGGUACUACUUCAAAUAAUCACCUCACUCAAAUAAAUUAUUCAAAAUGAUGGGGUGGAUGGAUGAUCUGUUGCUUUACCCUUUGGACAUUUUUUGUGAAAAAGGUCAAUACAGUGUUGCUUACAUACAAAAGGUUUCUAUGACAAUUUCACACAUUAUAAUUAUACAUGUAUAUAUCCAUGUAUAAUUUGUGCUUAAAUAUUUUAAGGGCCCAUUUUUCCCUUGUUUGGGACACAUUUACAAAUGUUUGAUAAUUGCUCUUGUUUCUGGCCAUUAUGUUUGAGUGAAAAUUGGUAGAGCACUUCUGGUGACGUAUACUGGAUUUACUGAAUUUCAGGUGAAAAAUGACAAUUUUAUGAUCCAAAUUGUGAGUGAAACAUGCAGAAAAACAUUGCUGAAAUAAUAACAGAAUCUGUGUUUUCCACACUGUAUUUAUGGGAGGCAAAUAUAACUGCUGACACCCAGAGGCAGGUUACGACACUGCAUAUAGUGAUGCGAGAUUUUGCAUUGUACGUUACAUUGUGUAUGUUGUAUGUAGUCCCUUUUUUUUUUAGGAAAAUCAUCCUUCACCAUACAUUUAAACCUGAAACAAAUAUAGUGAGUCAGCAGUCUUGAUUACUUACUUUGGACUGUAUAUUAUAUUGUCUUGUACUUAAUCUGGUUCAUAUUCUUGAAUAAAGUUAAAUGGACAUUUGAAAUUAUGAGAUAUGUUUAUAAGACACUUGGAGGAAAUAGUCCAGUAAACCACAGAAAAUGGCUUUCAUAAAGCCCUGCUCAUUCAUCAUUUACAUGGAAUUCAGAUUAUGAUGAUUUCAACUGUCUCUCAAUAAUUAUCCUCUACCACCAACUCAUCCAAUUCACUCUGCAAUAAAGGCCAACAUGUCUUGCGUUAGAUGGGGCAAAUUGGAUCAAAAAGCAUGGAUGUUGUACAUUGUAACUAUAAGGAAGUUUCAUUUCAGAUUAGAGGGCUGGGUCUGAACUGCUUUUUCUCUUCAAAUGUAUGAGAAAAUGGAAAGAGAUACAGAAUAACAGCAUUAAUAACUGACCUUACUGGAGCACAAUGCCUCCUUUGAUUGUAACACUCUUAACAUCUGUUGUUGUAUUUUAAAUGUUUCACAACUUCAUGUGACCGUUUUCAGUGACAAAAACCCAAUCUGGAUUUAGACCAUGUUCAAAAAAGGUCACAUGCAUAAAACAUUAUUCAUUUUACAAGAAGUAUUAAAAACGCACUAGCAUUGAAAAAAUGCUAACUCAAGGGUAGUCAAUCUUGUUCCUAGAGGGCAUCAGUGUGCAUGAGGUGACUAAAUGCUGUUUCUACAGGCCUACAAUGUCUGCAAGGCUACUUAAACCUGGUCCUGGAUGGCUGCAGUGUCUGCAGCACUUAUCAACACAGGUUCUGUUGGCCAUGGUACUUAUCCCUUUUUUCUAGUAAGGUACUUUUAAGUGUGCAGGGAAACUAGCUGGGUACAGCCCUCUAGGACUGGCACUGAGCAGCACUGACAUUACAUUAUUUUUUACAUAUUUGCACUUCUGUGUCAGUCAUAAAGACCUGGCAGACUUUGACCUUAAAUAAGUGUGCAUCAGCUUCCUGUUCCUAAUGUACAUAUGCUGAUCAUUUGUGACUGUGAUUUCUUUGCAUAGAAAGCAUGACUUUCUUCUUUGUAGACUGUAUAUGGUUGUGUUGAGGACUCUGGGUGUUGUAUAUUCCAAAGCUCGUUUUGAAACUGUCUAAAGGUUAUCCCAAUCUGAGCACAGAACUAGAUGUUUUUCCAUUUCUCCCAAAACAGAUGAUUACUUCCUGUCCCUAUGGCUCUCCCUAGUGAUUCCUGAUUUACAGUGCAUCUCACAUUUGUCUAGCAGGCCAGAAGAUCUCUCUUAAAGUCACUGUUCAUGUUGUGCUUGGUUUCUCAUUCCUGACAGCUAACAGAGCAGACAGGUAGAAGUAACUUCAUGAAAUGACCUCACAAAGUGCUUUUACUUUCGUUCUCUGUUGCACAUUUCCCAUUCUGUAUUUCUGUAUUAAUUAACCACAGCCAUUAAAACAAAAUAAUGAAA
Molecule: messenger RNA, 5317 nt
Organism: Conger conger (European conger)
Lineage: Eukaryota; Metazoa; Chordata; Actinopteri; Anguilliformes; Congridae
Gene: reep1
Product: receptor accessory protein 1
Exons: 10
Coding region: 106-1095 (329 amino acids)
Biological process (GO): endoplasmic reticulum tubular network organization
Cellular component (GO): endoplasmic reticulum membrane; endoplasmic reticulum tubular network; cytoplasmic microtubule
Molecular function (GO): microtubule binding
Source: RefSeq, a predicted model, not a curated record